Messenger RNA from Asterias rubens (European starfish), 939 nucleotides. Its product is annotated as D-beta-hydroxybutyrate dehydrogenase, mitochondrial-like. Lineage: Eukaryota; Metazoa; Echinodermata; Asteroidea; Forcipulatida; Asteriidae. Gene Ontology annotation, molecular function: oxidoreductase activity. The record is from RefSeq and is a predicted model, not a curated record. The transcript is spliced from 5 exons. The coding region runs from base 1 to 939 and encodes 312 amino acids.
AUGCCUGUGAAUAACCGAACCUACUUUGCAUCAUGGGUCUUACUAACUUUCGUCGCACUUGCUGUUUAUAAGGCAGAAGAUAGUUAUGGCGCGAAAGUUAUAUCAGUGCUAUUUGCUCUCUCUGGUCUGUACAUUGGUGCCAAGCUUAUACCCAGGGGUAGAGUGAGUCCCGAGGGUAGGGCAGUAUUUAUCACAGGAUGUGACACCGGUUUCGGUAAUCUAUUGGCAAGGAGACUGGAUAGCUAUGGCUUUACUGUACUGGCUGGGUGCUAUUUACCAGACGGGACAGGGGCGCGCAACCUUGUUCAAGAAACAUCAUCGAGAUUGACUAUCGUCCCCUGUGACGUCACGUCUGACGACUCGGUCCAGAGGGCAAAGGAGAUCAUUAAGAAAGAAUUGAAAACACAAGGAAAAGGUCGUGUGGUGAAUGUGGCUAGUAUUUCUGGUCUGUGGUCGAUUCCGUCCAACUCACCAUACUGUAUGACCAAAUACGCGGUGGAGUGCUUUUCAGACACACUACGCUACGAGAUGAGCCCUUGGGGAGUCAAGGUUGCCAUCGUUGAACCGGGCGAAUAUGGUAAACUAACAAACAUAGGAAUGAAUUCCAAAGAGGUAAUCAUUGCCACAGCCAAUGCAUUGUGGGAAGACAUGAGCGUGGACGUGCAACAAGACUACGGCAGGGAAUAUUUCGACGCUCAAGCUGACAUAUACAACCAGAGUCGCGAGGAAUGCUGGGAUGACGUCACGCCAGUUAUAGACGCCAUGUUGGAUGCGGUCACCUCCCGGUCGCCCAAGCAUAGAUAUUUAGUUGGGGAGCUGUGGACUUAUUUUUCAAAAUUUAAAUUUACUCUUUUGCCAUCUUGGAUGACGGAUGGUGUUUUUAAACAGCUACUGGAUGGGUUUCCAAAACCAGCUGCCCGGCGAGAAAAAUAUGAGUAA